Molecule: messenger RNA, 987 nt
Organism: Aspergillus affinis
Lineage: Eukaryota; Fungi; Ascomycota; Eurotiomycetes; Eurotiales; Aspergillaceae
Product: putative mitochondrial carrier protein
Exons: 6
Coding region: 1-987 (328 amino acids)
Biological process (GO): transmembrane transport
Molecular function (GO): transmembrane transporter activity
Source: RefSeq, a predicted model, not a curated record
AUGCCGACUGGUAAAAGUUGGAUGGGCCCUAACGAAGCCGCCUAUAACAAGUUCCUGAAAGACUACAAGACUCAAGUCGCUUCGGCCACCUCCACCGUCUGCGCCACUCUGGCUGUGACUCCACUGGAGAAUGUGAAAACUCGUAUGCAGACUCACAACUUUCGCAAUGUCUUCGUUUGUGCGCGCUACAUUUGGCGUACUGAAGGCCCUCGUGGUUACGUAGCUGGAGCUUUGCCACCUCUUGCCAGCGUCACUGCGGUGCGCGUCUUGAACUUUUCUACCUACAAUGCUGCCAAGCACCGCAUUUCCAGAUUCAUCGAGCGCACCACUGGCCAGUCUCCCCUGGAACAGUACAAUCAGCCUGGCAGUUCUGCCACUCUGACGACCCUUGUCACCUUCUUCUCUGCCGGUCUGAUUGCCGGUUUGGUCACCGCACCUUUGGCCUGCCCUUUUGAACUGGCAAAGAACGUUGUCCAGACCUCGGUCCUGGUGUCUAACCGUGCCCAGGCGUCUCCCAAUGCCGUGGGUGAUCCUUCUUUGCGCAACAAGCCUCGUCUCGGCACCAUCGAAGCGAUCCGUCAGAUCGUGCAGCGCUAUGGAGUCCGUGGUUUAUAUACCGGCUUUAAACUCCACACUAUGCGCGAUACUCUUGGAUCCGGCCUGUAUUUCAGCGUCUACGAGACUGUCAAGCAGGUUGCAGCCAAAGAGCUUGGCCCUGACAAGUCUCCCUUUGGUGCUCCUAUGAUUGCCGGCGCCAUCUGCAGCACCGUGCCUUGGUUCUGCACCUACCCACUUGAUACCAGAAAGACUCGCGCCCAGAGCGUGCUGUUGGGAAAGACCUCGGAGGUGGGCGAGGCAUCUGCCGCGGUUGCCAAGUCGAGCAUGUACAAAGGUCUUUCGAUCAUCUUAAUUCGCACUGGUGUCAACAACAUGAUCUUGCUCAGCAUGUUUGAGUACAUUAAGAUGAGAAUCAACGAGCUUGAGUGA